AUGGAAGAAUCAAAUCAAAUCAAUAGACCCAAAACAAAAUACAUUUAUUUACCUUUUCCGUUUGGAGUGAUCGAUGGUGGAGGAUGUUGGGAAUCGGGGAAUCGGAGAAUGGGAAUGAUGAGAGAGAGUUGGUCUCGAUUUGUGCUCGCUCUGCGAUUCUGCGAAUGGGUUGGCGAAGAGAGCUGGAGGUCAUGGACUAUGGAGGCGUCGGCCGGGAGAAAGAGAGACCAAGCGAGCGACUGA
This is a messenger RNA of Prunus armeniaca (apricot), 243 nucleotides long. The record is from the annotation of a GenBank genome assembly. Lineage: Eukaryota; Viridiplantae; Streptophyta; Magnoliopsida; Rosales; Rosaceae.